This is a messenger RNA of Paraglomus occultum, 660 nucleotides long. NCBI's taxonomy places the organism in Eukaryota, Fungi, Glomeromycota, Glomeromycetes, Paraglomerales, Paraglomeraceae. The record is from the annotation of a GenBank genome assembly.
CAUGGACAACGUUCUGACUGGCUUUUGAAACCAGGCGAAACCUUGACAUACCCAACAGGUCUUACGUACGAUACAACACUUACUGACCACGGACGUAAUCAAGCUCGUGAGCUUGCAGCUUAUUUAGUCACAAAUAACAUUAAGCUUGAUCGCCUAUACUCUAGUCCUUUCUACCGUACAAUGGAGACGGCUAAUGUCGUUGCGGAAACUUUGGAUCUGCAAAUACUUGUCGAGAAUGGGUUAGGGGAGUGGUUCAAUGUCGGCUGUAAACGCGCACCAGCUUCGCUCGUACAGCUCCAUUCAUACUUUCCGCGUGUCCAUUUACCAUAUAAUCCUAUUCGAAUACCGUCGCCUAAUGGAGAGACUCUUCAAGAUCUUCGUGAUAGACUGUCCUCCGUUAUGAAUGAGAUGAUCUCACAAUGUGAUGAGGCAGGCAAUGUCAAGACUAUAAUGACAGUCGGACACGCGGCAUCAGUCAUAGAAGGCGUAAGAACUGUCAUUGGAGAUAGAUACGCAUCAGUAAAUUGCGGAACUUGUACGCUUACAGUUGCAAAAAGAAUAGAAGGCGAAUGGAAAUUAAUCACCAAUGGUGAUGCAUCUUUUCUAUCUAAAGGGGAGGAGAACAAAUGGGCUUUUACAGAAGUAAGAGUACUGGAAUAA